AAAAUCUUUCAGUUUAUAUUUAAUCGCUGUCGUGGCAAGAGUGAAUUUGGUCGCUCUCGGUGUGUUCGCUCGCUCACUUGCUGGUGUCUCAUCGCAGUUGGUUCUAGCGUUGGUGGAUUUAUUACUGCUUCAUGGGUUGGUGGUGAAAAAGGGAAGGAAGAGUAAACCCAGUUUACUGAACCAAUCGAGACACAGCAAGUCGUGUGUGUAAUUUUUUCAGCAAACGAAACCGUGCAGAGGCCGCUGAGGAUCAGUGACUAAAACGUGGAAGGUUGUGUGAUUUAUCCCCUAUACUUGAACUGCCUGCGUAAGUGUUUCGGUAAACGGAAAAAAUUGGCAAUCGAGCUUCAGUUCAAUAUUCGAAGGCAGAUUGAUUAAUCCGAAAACCCUCCCCCGGCACCGCUGACAGUAUAUUAUGUCCAACUCGUAUACGACGACCGGCGCCAGACCGACUGCACGAUGGAAGCGCUUUGUCAAGUCAAACUUACUCACCUUCCUCACGGUGGUAGGUGUGUUCGGCGGCACCACGCUAGGCUUAAUGCUCAAAAACUCCACCACGCCAUGGACGCAGCGUGAAGUGAUGUACAUUCAGUAUCCAGGAGAUCUGUUCUUACGGAUGCUGAAGUGUUUGAUCGUGCCCCUGUUGGUAUCAUCCAUCACCAGUGCAAUCGGCUCGCUGGAUCUCAGCAUGUCGAAAAAGAUUGCAUUUAGAGCGAUAGUGUACUACUUCACAACGACGGUCUGUGCUGUGGUGCUGGGCAUCAUUCUCGUCAGCACGAUAAGGCCCGGUGCCGGGCAUAAUGUUGGCAGUAUGAAGGGUAAAGCUACCACUCGGCAAGUCCUUACUGUCGACACGCUUCUAGAUUUAAUCCGAAAUUUAUUCCCGCCAAACAUUAUCCAGGCCACAAUGUUCCAGUUCCGUACCAUUCUAGUACCACCAGAAAAUUCUACUGAUGUUCCACUACAUACAUACAAAAUCACCUCCGAAUUCACCGAGGGCACCAAUGUGCUCGGUUUGGUCAUGUUCAGCGUGGUGCUCGGUGCUUGCAUCGGCAAGAUGCGGGAAGCUGGUAAACCCCUGCAGGCCCUGUUCGAAACGCUCAGCGAAGCCAUGAUGAUCAUUACCUCGUGGGUGAUUUGGAUCUCGCCGGUCGGUGUGUUCUUCCUGGUCGCUGCCAAACUGCUCGAGAUGGCAUCCUUCAUGGAAGUGCUCGGUCAGCUCGGUUGGUACUUUAUGACUGUGAUGCUGGGAUUGUUUCUGCAUGGAUUCGGCACUAUUUCGGUAAUCUUCUUCAUGACAACGCGGAAGCUAUCGUUCCCUUAUAUCGCUCAAAUGAGCCAAGUGCUUGCCACAGCUUUUGGUACUGGAUCCAGCUCAGCCACGAUGCCGAUUACGAUUCGAUGCUUGGACAACAUGGGCAUUGAUCCACGUGUGACCCGGUUUGUGAUUCCGGUCGGUGCUACGAUCAACAUGGACGGAACUGCCCUGUACGAAGCCGUCGCUGCAUUGUUCAUUGCCCAGCUGAGGCACAUCCCAUUAUCGUUUGGUCAUAUUGUUGCCGUGAGUGUAACGGCUACAGCUGCUUCGAUCGGUGCCGCCGGUAUUCCACAAGCCGGUUUGAUUACUAUGGUCAUGGUAUUGGACACUGUGGGACUGCCUGCCGAGGAUGUGACUAUCAUUAUUGCCGUCGAUUGGCUACUUGACCGAUUCCGCACAACCAUCAACGUAAUGUGUGACGCCCUAGGAACGAUUCUAGUGAAUUCCCUUUCAAAGAAUGACUUAGCCGGUGUACCGAAUGAAAUUCGUACAGUCCAAUAGAAGGGAAAAAAUGAAUGUUGUACUAGUUUAUAGAGAUUAGCACGACGCCGAACCCCAUGAACUAGUCGAGCUACGGCAAGAUUGCAAUGAAAAAGAAUAAAAUCGUUCAUCCAUCGAGCUUUACCGUGUUUUCCGAACUGCAGAACCCCUUCUAUCCAGAUCAUAUUCAUUCUCCCUGCGUGUAACUUAUAGGUGUUAUAGUCAAUCUGCAAACCGAAAUGAAGUUUCGGAUAAGAUAUUCUCAAAAAAAAGAAACCAUCCCAUGGUGUGGAGAUAAACGUUCGAAAAAAAAAAUCAGGUACUCACGAUCCACCGACAACUAUUUAGAUAAGUAUAGAGAGCGAACACAUCAUACCGACGCCACUUCGGCCACGUGCUGCCAGAAUCGCCGCCAAACAUACGGAAGGCCAUUUUCCCCCAAGGGGAUUGUAGAGAACAAGACGAAUAUAUGAAAUUUACGAAAUUACACCACCAACAAUGUCACCAUCACCACCACCAUCAUGUUCGUUAUACAUACCUAGAUGUAGUCAAUAGUGAAAUAAUGAACAACCAUCGGAAACUAAUCGGCCAAAAUCAUUGACAGCUCCCGUUUACCAGAGUGUUUCUAGUGUGGUUUUUCAUCCCGCAGCUUAUUAGGAUUAAAGCCAUCAAAGCAGAAGACUUCGGAUAGAGGUUGCAUUAUUGUGUGCCAAACUCGACGAAGGCUUCCGAGUGAAAAAAAAUAGAAAAGAACCAACUGUUACGUAUUGACAGCUGAAUUUUGUCGUACUCUGGAAAUAAACAAAAGUAGAUUGUACGAGCUUAAGUCUAACACAUUGUUAAUGUUAAUUGUAUAUUUAAAAAUACUUACAAAUAUAUUUUAAUAAUUAGCUUUUUGUA
Molecule: messenger RNA, 2698 nt
Organism: Ochlerotatus camptorhynchus
Lineage: Eukaryota; Metazoa; Arthropoda; Insecta; Diptera; Culicidae
Gene: Eaat1
Product: Excitatory amino acid transporter 1
Exons: 12
Coding region: 416-1819 (467 amino acids)
Biological process (GO): L-glutamate transmembrane transport
Cellular component (GO): plasma membrane
Molecular function (GO): neutral L-amino acid transmembrane transporter activity; glutamate:sodium symporter activity; L-glutamate transmembrane transporter activity
Source: RefSeq, a predicted model, not a curated record